AUGCCUACUGAUAUUAGAAGCUUCUUUGGCAAACCGAGCCAAGGGUCCGACUCGUCGCCUGCGAAACCGCCGGCGAAAAGAGAGGACUCGACUGCGACGAGAAAAAAACGUAGCAGAAAGGUUGUGGACGACAGUGACGACGAGGAUGUUGUCGAGACCAAGGCGCCUACGCCAAAGGCCAAAGCUCCAACUAAACCAAAGCCCGAACCGGCCAAAGGAGAACCCACAUCGACAUCGGAUUAUUUCGCAUCCAGUAAGAAGAGAGGCCGGUCCGCUAAGACGAGCAAUGAGUCUCCUACCACUACACUAACGACCAACGAGCCGCCGGCCAGCGAUCGCAAAACCGGAAGCCCCCAAAAAGCGAAAGAAAGCCCCGUUGUUGAAGUCUCGAUAAAACCGGCGAACCGCGCAUCCCGUGAAGCUACAAAAAAAGAAAAGGCUAUUGAUGAUGAUAAUGAAGGUUUUGGCGGUGACGAUAUAUUCGCAACGGAAUAUGGAAAAUCGGGCAAAGGCGACGAUGACUAUGUGCAGGCCGACAGCGAUAAUGAUAGUGACCUCGAGGAGCUGGCUGUGAGACCGGCAACAGCAGCCUCCGGCAAAACAGCUCGUGGAAAGAAAGCCCCCAGCGCUGAAGAGGAUGACGACGUGGUCAUGGAGGAUAUCCCGAAAUCUUCUUCGAAAGCCUCGAAGUCGGCCGCUGAACGGCCGGGGCGCAAGCGGAAGUCUGAAGCUCUCGAUGAAGCCGAAGAAGACCAGGAUGGCGCGAAGAAGAAGAAAGCACCGACACCAUCGACAAAGAAACCAAAAGCAUCUCCCACCAAGCAAGCUCAGCCGGAGAGCAAAGAGAUUCAAGAUAUCUUUGACAGUAUUCCGACGAUCAAACCUCCCUCGCCUCCUCCAAAGAGUGAUGAAAAGAAAAAAUUCAACUUCGCUGCCCAGGCUCAGCGCUCAAGAACACCUCCAGGUGGUGGAUCUGCCGAACUACCAGAGGGCGCUGAAAACUGUCUUGCUGGACUAUCUUUCGUUUUUACCGGUGUCCUUGAGAUGAUAGGUCGGGAAGAGGGUCAAAAUUUGGUCAAGAAAUACGGCGGCAAGGUCACUGGUGCACCUAGUUCGAAGACAAGCUACGUGGUUCUGGGUAGUGAUGCCGGGCCUAGCAAACUGGCGACAAUACAAAAGCACAAACUGAAGACGAUCAACGAAGAGGGUCUAUUCGAGCUGAUCAGGCGACUUCCUGCAAAUGGUGGUGAUGGAAAGGCGGCUGAGAAGCAUGAGGCUAAGAGGAAAGCCGACGAAGAGAAAAUCCGUGCCAUGGCUGCUGAGAUUGAUCAAGAAGAGUCGCGCAAAAAGAAGGCCAUGGCAGCUGCUGCCCCUAGUCCGUCUAGCUCUCAAGGUCCGGUGGUUUCUCAAGGCGUGAAGGUGGACGACCGUCUGUGGACAUCAAAAUACGCACCGACGUCGAUCAACAUGAUUUGCGGCAAUAAGGCGGCCGUCGAGAAACUCCAGAACUGGCUCCGUGACUGGAGAAAGAAUGCGAAAACGAACUUUAGCCGUCCCGGAAAAGAUGGUUCUGGUAAAUAUCGCUCUGUCAUGAUCCAUGGACCCCCAGGAAUUGGUAAGACUACUGCGGCACAUCUGGUGGCCAAGCUUGAAGGUUACGAUGUUAUGGAGACAAACGCAAGUGACACCAGAAGCAAGAAACUUGUGGAGAAUGGUCUGGUUGGCGUCCUGGACACUACAUCUCUCCAGGGGUAUUUCUCAGGCGCUGGCAAAAAGGUCGAGAGUGAGAAAAAGAACAUGGUACUAAUCAUGGACGAGGUGGAUGGAAUGUCGGCCGGAGAUCGAGGUGGUGUCGGGGCCAUGGCUGCCGUUGCGAAGAAGACGCAAAUUCCUCUCAUUCUCAUUUGUAACGAGCGAAGGCUUCCGAAAAUGAAGCCAUUCGACCACGUCACGUAUGAGAUUCCUUUCAGGCGCCCGACAGCUGACCAGAUCAGAGCUAGGUUGUCUACGAUCUGCUUCAGAGAAGGCUUGAAGAUCCCACCACCAGUUUUGGAUAGUCUGAUCGAAGGUACUCAUGCCGAUAUCCGUCAAGUCAUUAACAUGCUUUCGACCGUGAAACUUGAUCAAAAGAACUUGGACUAUGACACGGGCAAGGAGAUGUCUAAAGCAUGGGAGAAGCAUGUGAUUUUGAAGCCGUGGGAUAUUGUUGGCAAAAUCUUGAAUGCUCAGAUGUUUUCCCCUAGUUCAAAGUCCACCUUGAACGACAAGAUUGAGCUCUAUUUCAACGACCACGAGUUCAGUUAUCUUAUGCUUCAGGAGAACUACCUGAAGACGAGACCAGUAUUGGCCAACAAUUAUCAUGGCAAGGAGCAGAAACUGAAGAUGCUUGAACUUGCCGAUAAUGCAGCUUCUAGCAUCAGUGAUGGCGACCUUGUUGACAGAAUGAUCCACGGCACGCAGCAGCAAUGGAGCUUAAUGCCAACGCAUGCUGCCUUCAGUUUCGUUCGUCCGGCUAGCUUCUCCUACGGAAACAUGAUGGAGCGCCCCGGGUUUACCAGCUGGCUGGGGCAGAACAGCAAGCAAGGGAAAAUGUCACGUUAUGUUAAAGAAAUUCAGGGCCACAUGCGGCUACGUUCUUCUGGCGAUCGGGAUGAGAUCCGACAACAAUACAUGCCGUUGGUCUGGGAGAAGCUCGUCCGCCGGCUGCAGAACGAGGGCAAAGAUAGCGUGGAGGAAGUUAUCGAUUUCAUGGACAGUUACUUCCUGACCCGCGAGGACUGGGAUGCCCUGCUUGAGCUUGGGCUUGGACCAAUGGAUGAAUCUACCGUCAAGCUGGAAACCCAGACCAAAGCUGCAUUCACACGUGUCUACAACCAGCGCUCGCAUCCUCUGCCAUUCAUGAAGGCCAGCAACGUCGUGGCACCGAAGAAAACGCCCAAGGAGAAGCCAGACAUUGAAGACGCGAUUGAUGAGUCAGACGAGGAGGAAGUGGUCGAGGAGGAGUCGAAGGAACAAGACGAGGAGGAAGAACUGGAUCUGAAGAAGGAUAAGUAUGUCAGCUUGCCUAAGAAGGCUGCGGCCGGCAAAGGAAAGAAGGGCAAACAGAAGGCUGCAGAUGAUGACGUGGAGGAGAAACCGAAGAAAGGGAAAGCCCGCAAGCCUAAAGCUAAGGCUUGA
This is a messenger RNA of Aspergillus chevalieri, 3177 nucleotides long. RefSeq names its product replication factor C subunit 1. NCBI's taxonomy places the organism in Eukaryota, Fungi, Ascomycota, Eurotiomycetes, Eurotiales, Aspergillaceae. Gene Ontology annotation, cellular component: DNA replication factor C complex; nucleus. The record is from RefSeq and is a predicted model, not a curated record. Gene Ontology annotation, biological process: DNA replication; DNA repair. Gene Ontology annotation, molecular function: ATP binding; DNA binding; ATP hydrolysis activity. The coding region runs from base 1 to 3177 and encodes 1058 amino acids. The transcript has 5 exons.